CCCGAAUUCACCGUACAAAGUGAAGAAUCAAUUUCUCAUUUUCAUUUUCGCUAUCGAUUCACAGAUUCACAAAUUCAGGACGUUCUUGUUUGCUCUUGUUUCAUUCCGCACAUCUCGGUAUAGUAUUUUCGAGGUGGUUUUGUUAGCCGAACCUGUUUGUCAAAUCGCUUAUGUUAACUCUCGCGGCUGUCGGAAAUCGCAACACGGACAAGCUGAUUUACUUAUUUUACUAUUUCGUGAUGGCGAAGAGAUGCAAAACAUGUUCCGACGAAAUCUCGAGCGCAGAGUUCAUCAAGUGUUACGGGACUUGCACAAACACAUUUCAUUCGAAAUGUGUUUCGAUUAGUAAAACGUUGUUGAAUGCACUUGGCGCCAAUCCAAAUAUACGCUGGUACUGUUAUGAUUGUAAUUUAAACAACCCCAUCACCUCAUCGAUGAAUGAAAUGAAGGAAUCUAUUGGACAAUUGUCGAAUUCAUUAUCAAAUGACCUCAGCAAUUUUUUGAGGGCCAUGACGACGUGUGUUACGGAAAGUUUGUCGGCUAUUGCAACCAGAUCAGCUCCCACUCUGAGCAAUCUACAUAGUCAAUCGUCUCAUCAGAUGUUUGGCAAUGGGUCAACCACCGCCGCUAAUUCGAAUGCCACAACCACCAAUGCUACUUCCAAAAGACGACGUGGACACAACUCAAUUUCGAAUCCUGCGAAAAUUCAGUGCAACAACAACCGUUCAGCGAAACCAGUAGCCCCACCCGUGACGGUUUUGGACGCUCACGCCAGAAAGAGCAUCGUUGUUUCAAAUAUUGCUCCAGACACGGAUGUCGCUACGUUAUCGAAUUAUCUGCGCUCAAAAUUGAAAUCAUCCAACGAUCAAGUGAGAGUUGUAACGUUGAUACCGCCAUCGAUAAAACCUGAGGAUCUGAAAUUCAUGCAGUUUCGGGUCUCAUUCCCAGCCGGAAUGUAUAGUGCAGUAUCGUCUCCAUCAAUCUGGCCAUCCGCUGUGCGCAUAAGAGACUUCAUCAUCAAAGGAAGUAAUAGAAAUUAUGGAUCAAAUCACCGUCGACCGAUUCCGGUAGCUCGAGAUCAUUUUGACAUCACUGUGAAUCAUCAGCAAGCGGCUCAACCGGUCCAGCCAGCCAAUGACACGCCAAUGGACGCUGAAACAAUGCCCAGCAACCGACACCCACUGGACAGUGAAAAUUUUUUAUUGACAACUCCGCCUCUACCGAUACCAAUACAGACGGUCAGCUCGCAGGAGCUUUUUACUUUAGAGAACGGCAAUUUUUCUAAUUUUUCAGUUGACGACUUUUGCGACGAUGUAAUUGACUUUUCUGUUUCCUCCCUGGCCUACAACUCGUUGUUACCAGGAAAUAAAUAUAUUUCCACAUACAAUUUGGUUUCUGUUCGACCCGAUUGGAUGUGCGAUCUGGAGGCAAAUGAAUUUGGUGAAUUUGGUGACAUUGUUCCGGCUCUUGCGACGAGUAAUGUUAUUCCCUCUGGACAAGACUCACGACACGGCAAACGAUGCAUAUAUUACCAAAACGUGCGCUGGUUGAGGUCGAAAUUAGAAGAUUUUCAUUUGUCAUCAACUUCAUGUGAGUAUGAUAUAAUGGCUCUGACCGAAACGAAUUUGAUCCAGUCGAUACAAGACGCUGAGAUUCGAGCUCGAAACAGCAAACCUGGCAUUUCCGUAGCCUACCUGGAGGAACAACUGACGCAGCAAAGUUGA
Bradysia coprophila is the source of this 1724-nucleotide messenger RNA. RefSeq lists its product as uncharacterized. Lineage: Eukaryota; Metazoa; Arthropoda; Insecta; Diptera; Sciaridae. The record is from RefSeq and is a predicted model, not a curated record.